This is a messenger RNA of Ascoidea rubescens DSM 1968, 954 nucleotides long. RefSeq names its product ARM repeat-containing protein. Lineage: Eukaryota; Fungi; Ascomycota; Saccharomycetes; Ascoideales; Ascoideaceae. Gene Ontology annotation, molecular function: ribosome binding; translation initiation factor activity. The record is from RefSeq and is a predicted model, not a curated record. The transcript has a single exon. Gene Ontology annotation, biological process: regulation of translational initiation. Gene Ontology annotation, cellular component: eukaryotic translation initiation factor 3 complex; cytoplasm. The coding region runs from base 1 to 954 and encodes 317 amino acids.
AUGGAAAAUUCAUUGACAAUUAAGGUGAAACAGAGACCAAAUCUUAUCAACGAGAUUCUAAAUACCUUAAAGAGAUACGAUGCCAAUGUUAUUAGAGACUUGGAAGAAUACUUGAAACAACAAUGUGUUGAAAGCUUCAAUGAUGUCCAGGCCAAUUUGUGUUUACUAAAACUAUACGAAUUGAGCAGUGAAGAUAUAACUGAAGAAAGGGAAAAUUCGACAAUUAAUAUAUUGUUGUUGGGAUUAUUGGAGUUCUACAAUGUUGAUUUUGAAUUAUACUUGCAUUUAUUGCCAUCAUAUUCGUUAUCCAAAAAUAAGAAAAGCAGUAAUGAAGAAAGCAAUAAGGACAACAAAGACAAUUCGGACGACGAUAGAGCCAGUGGCAGUGAACACAAGAAUAAAAGUGAAGAAGAGUUAUCAGACGACGAAGAGUAUAUGAAUGUUGAAAGUUUCCAAGACUCUGUUAAUAAGAUUUUUAAAUUAUAUGAGUAUCUCAAUUCGUGCAAUUUUACAAAGUUUUGGUCAGUUAUUAAAAAUUCUAAAGAAGCCGAUUCGUAUCAAGACUUGAUUUUAAACUCUUUGAUUGGAGAGAACUUUGAAAAAAAAAUCAAAUACUCCAUCUUAAAAUUGAUUUAUUUGGCAUUCACUAAUAACAAUGAAAAAAUUUCCAGCAGAAUCAGCAAGAACUUGUUGAAAAACUAUCUAAAUUUGUAUGAUGAUGUAUUCUUUCAAAAGUUUAUUAGUGAAAAUGAACCAUACUGGAAGAUCGACAAAAAGGAUCCAGAAGUAGUUCUCAUCAACAACUUGAACAAUUUGAUCAAUGACAAAGAUAACAAAGAAAGCAAUAACGAGGAAAAGAAGGAGAAUUCCGAGAACGUUAGCAUCACCAUAACUAAUGAAAACAUCAAGAUUGAGCAGUUGUCCAGAAUAAUCCGAAACUCUUUUGUUGUUUGA